UGUCUCUGCCCUGGGUACCUACAGUAGGUCAUGCUCGACCGGAAAUGCGACCAGCGGCACGCGUGGUGGAUGAAAGCAGGAGAGGUUGUGAUCUUCACGCACGUUCGGAAACGAUCGUCCGGUCGGUGCGGGAGGGAACGAUUCAGCGGCACUCUACUGUAUGUUCAUGGGAUGGCAGGGAAAUGAAGCGCUGGAGCAAAACGCUGGUUUGGUAUUCACCGCAGGCUUCAAUGCCACCAGGCGAUGAUGACGAUGAGAAGAAGAACAACAACAACAACAAAAACAACAACGAUGAUGACGAUGACGAUGGACUACAAGCCAUCGAUGCCCCUGAUCGUCCUCAUCAACCAUGUAAUCUUGUUGUUGGCUCGUCAGAUGUGGGUUAGUGCAUGGAAUGUGUUGUUCCGGGGCUGUCGGAUGGAGUGGUGGUUGCCCAACCCAGCCCGUCAAAGAGCCGACCCUUUUCCCCGGGACGCACUACUUUUGACACUAUUACUUUAUACAUUGUCAUCAAUAUCAAACACCCAGGCUUCCCAGUG
Dissoconium aciculare CBS 342.82 is the source of this 539-nucleotide messenger RNA. RefSeq lists its product as uncharacterized. The transcript has a single exon. The record is from RefSeq and is a predicted model, not a curated record. Bases 45 to 386 code for a protein of 113 amino acids. NCBI's taxonomy places the organism in Eukaryota, Fungi, Ascomycota, Dothideomycetes, Mycosphaerellales, Dissoconiaceae.